Molecule: messenger RNA, 680 nt
Organism: Prorocentrum cordatum
Lineage: Eukaryota; Dinophyceae; Prorocentrales; Prorocentraceae
Source: the annotation of a GenBank genome assembly
GUGAGCGACGGAAGGAAGCAGGAUCCGAGCGGAGUCUUCGGGUCGGCGCUGGAGCCCCCUGGCGGCGCCUCCGGCGCCGCCCCUGCAGACCAUGGUGUGCUCCGCGCGCCAGGGAGGUGGAUUUGGCCUGCCGCCCGGUCGGGGCCCUCUUCCGGUGGCUCGUGCAGCAGGUGUGGCUCGCGCAGGCGCUGCUCCUGCACGGGGAGAGCGCCGAGCGGGAAGGGAGGCAGCUGAGGGACGCAGAGGCCGCCGCCCAGCGGUGCCGCCGCCUGCGCGGGCUGGCGGCCCGCCUCCGCCGCGAGGCCGCGGAGGCGGAGGCCCGCCGCGGGGCGGCCGAGGGCGCCCUGGGCCGGCUGCGCUCCGAGCUGGUGGCCACCGAGGAGGAGGAGAGCGGCAGCUGCGCGAGCAGCGGGCUGGCGGUGUCUUCGCAAGCAGCUCGAGAUAGAGCCAAACCAGCUCGAGAGCCCGAGAGGGCUUGCGGUGAGGCUCUGGCAUCAGCUGCUGCUGCCCUCCGCGCGCUGGCCACGGCUGGACCUCCUUCUGUCACGCUGGCACCGGGCGACAAGACCGAUACCGCUGCGUGGCCCUCGUCUCCGCUUGUUGGGGCCUCCUGGGAGGCCCUCUCGUCUCCGCUCGCCUCGAAAUCUUGGUGUCGGAGGUGGACAGACCUCCUACCCUGA